Camponotus floridanus (Florida carpenter ant) is the source of this 3335-nucleotide messenger RNA. RefSeq names its product hemicentin-2 (gene side). Lineage: Eukaryota; Metazoa; Arthropoda; Insecta; Hymenoptera; Formicidae. The record is from RefSeq and is a predicted model, not a curated record. The coding region runs from base 348 to 2729 and encodes 793 amino acids. The transcript is spliced from 12 exons. Gene Ontology annotation, molecular function: protein binding.
UAUGAAUAAUAAUAUUAAUUAAUAAUAACAGUGCGCAAAAAAACAAUUUAAACGCGACGUUAUUCCCAAACAUUGAUUCGAUCGGAUCAAAAUCGAUCGCGAAGACGUCGAGAAUGCCACGACGAUCUUUCGAAUCGUUCGAAUGGUCGCGAUCGAAAUUGUUCUGGAAUCAAUAUCUGCCUCGCGAAAAGGAUUGCCGUUGAACUAACACUGUGUGUUUAAUUGAAAAAAGAACUCAAUACGAUCGCAGAGCAAUCGAAAUCGAAUGCUGCUCGUCGCGACAAGAGAGUGGAUCUGAUAUAUUGCGUACAAUUAAGCCUCGAUUCUCGAUACAAGACGAUAUCGAGAUGCGCUGCACAUUGGAAUACAUACUUCUGACGAGUCUGCUGAUGGUGCUAAAGUCUUGUCGAAUGGGCACAGCUGCGGAGGAGCCGAUACCGGAAUUUCAGAACAAAGCACCGGUGAGAUUAGUCUGGGCAACCGAAGGAGACAAUGUGGAGCUGCCAUGCGACAUUACACCACCGACCCCAGAGGAUUCGGUCAAUAUGGUUCUCUGGUUCAAGGACAACAUCGGUAUACCACUCUACAGCCUGGAUGCGAGAAACGGUAGUUUGGCCAACGCCAUUCAUUGGGCAGUAAGCGACGAUCUCGGAAGACGAACGUACUUCCAGGUCGGCGACGGUCACCGAGCAAGAUUGAAAGUUACCAAGGUGACGUUGAAAGAUCAAGGUAUCUUUAGGUGCAGAGUGGAUUUCGUGGAUUCUCCGACACGAAAUUUCCGCGUGAACCUAACUCUAGUUGAGCAACCAAGUAAACCUGUGAUAUAUGAUGCCCAAGGACGAGAGGUGACAGGAAUAGGAGGUCCUUUUUUGGAAGGUUAUAGCCUUGCUCUGACUUGUCAAGUGUCUGGAGGUAGACCUAAGCCCUCGGUAACUUGGUGGAAGGAUGGCGAGUUGCUGGAUGGCGUGAUAGAUACUGUACCUAUCGGCUCGCCGAAUAGAUUUACGGUGAAUGACCUAUUUGUCGACAAAGUCACCAAGUCACUGUGGGGAGCGAAGCUCGAAUGUAGGGCACAAUCAGGACCAAUGGGAAAACCUAUCGUCCGCGAGGUGUCUCUCGACAUAUAUCUGAAACCAGCGAUCGUGAAAAUCGUUCUGAGCGAAGAUCAGAUCUUUGCCGGUCGUCCGAUCGCCGCUAGAUGCGAAACUUGGGGUAGUUCUCCAGCGGCCAGGAUCAUUUGGAGGCUGGGAGAACAUGUGAUGGGCGAUCCCAACGUAUCCACCACGCAGAGAAGUAAUUCGACAGUGAGCAAACUAGCUUUGGUCCUCAAUAAGGAUGACGAUGGCAAGGAAUUGAUUUGUCGAGCUGAAAAUCCGAGAUUUCCUGGAGGAGUGCUCGAGGAAGUCAAAACACUUCAUGUCUCUUAUGCUCCAGUAGUCGUUGCUCGUUUGGCCACUGGCUACGUCUUAGAUACUUUGAGGGAGGGCGACGAUCUCAAGUUAGUCUGCGACGUUCAAAGUAACCCACCACCGAUGCAAGUGAUUUGGUAUCACGAUAAUCAACGACUGGAGCAUAAUGUGAACGCCGGAAUUUUGUUGGCUUCAAACUCGUUGACUCUUCGAGUCCUCACGCUCGUACACGUCGGCGAGUAUUCCUGUGCGGCCACGAACACCGUGGGAGAAACUCACAGUCCGCCGCUUUUUAUUCACAUGAAAUAUGCACCGAGAUGCAGAGAAGGUAACGAAAGAAGAGAGAUCACUGUCAGUCGACACGAGACAAUAUCGCUCAUGUGCGAAGUGGAAGCGCUACCUGACGAUCAUGUGCGAUUUUCAUGGACUUACAACGGUACUAUCGGAGAUGUUUUACCUAUUCUAAAUUCGAGGGUCGAGAAUAAAGGUCUCACGAGUGUGCUAGAAUAUACAAUUAACGCUGAUAUCGAUUAUGGUACGCUGGCUUGUUGGGCGAGCAAUAGCAUUGGUCGCCAAAGGACACCUUGUAUUUUCAACAUCAUACCUGCUAAACCACCGCAAUCACCACUGGACUGCGCAUUGCACAACGAGAGUAGUUCACUAGAGGUUAAUUGCAUCCCGGGAUCGGACGGCGGGUCUCCGCAGCACUUUUUACUAGAAGUUCGAGGAUCUCUUAAAAAUUCCAUCAUCGGCCAAAUUGAUCCUCAUACUCUUCAAACACCUCAGAGCGAUCAGGGGAUGGUCGGGGAAUCGCCGCCUAUUUAUCAAGAUAUGAAUCCGACUCCACACUUUCAACUUCACGAUCUUGAACCAGGAUACGAUUAUACAGUGUAUAUUUACGCGAUCAACGGACGUGGCAAAAGUGAACCCGCUCUUCUGGAAAACGUCAGAGUCGCGGAAUCUAUCGGUGGAAAGAUGGAGAAAAGUGGGAUUUUUCUGGAGGAUCUAAAAAAAGCGCUGCCGCAAGCCAGUUCUGAAAAUAUGAUCAUCGUUAUUGCAUUGACAGGCGCGGCAGCGUUGGUCUUCAUCGGUAUCGGAAUUAUUAUCGGCCUGGCAAUCUGCAGGAGAAGAUCAAAUACUACCAUCAUCGAAGGUCCGGACGAUUUCACUACGCCGACCUAUGUUCCAGGUCAUAGGAUCGAGCCUAGAAUCAGAUAUUCUAACGAGAAUAGACGUUCUCAAAGAACAAGUCUUUACAUCGAAGAAAAUCGAAAGGAGCCGGAUUUACUUAACCGAAUGGAGCUCGAUGUGCGAGAUUAAUUCUGAUUUUGUACAGCUAGAAAUAAUCGAGACACAAAGUGCAAUGUAAAGUAGUAUUCCAUAUAUAAAAUUGAACUGCUUCGCAUAUAAAUCGGUAUGUUCUAUUCGUGUAAUUAAUCUGUUAGUAAACUAGUAACUAGAAGUAUCACGGUUGUCGGCUGUAACGAGUAACUAUUAGCCAUAUAUAAUAAAUCAUUUCACUCGAACGCUUGAGCAACGCUAGUAUUUACGAUUCAAUCGAAGAAGUUGCCGAUCUUCAUGCAAAUCGAGGCGUUACGAAACAUUCUAUUAGUUAUUUAUAUUCAUUUUCCGUGAAACGCUUGGUCGUGCGAUUCAAGGAGAUCGACGAUCGAAAUUUGUAUUUUAAAUUGUAUAGAAUCUAGAGUUAAAAUAGCGUUAAAUGUACAGUUAUUUUUACAACGUAGAACGCGCUAAGACAUCGGAGAUCCUGCAUACUUCUAAGUAUAAUUUUAUUAAUAUGUCGAUCCUUAAAAACGUGAUUUUGUGUACCUUUUUCUCCGUCGUACAACAGACUGCUUCAAAAAAAGUAAACGUCAUUUUUAAAUAAUUUAGAGAUUUUUAUAAAUUUUAAUCGCGCAGACAAAA